Molecule: messenger RNA, 599 nt
Organism: Guillardia theta CCMP2712
Lineage: Eukaryota; Cryptophyceae; Pyrenomonadales; Geminigeraceae
Exons: 6
Coding region: 18-488 (156 amino acids)
Source: RefSeq, a predicted model, not a curated record
CCACGUUCAACAUGAUGAUGGCCGGGUCAAGGGCGAGGUACAGGAUGGAAGAGCUCCUUCGGUCUAGCAACAUGAUCAAGGUUCCACGAUGGCUGACCAUGAGAGCAAGAGAGAGACUUGCGGUCAGUUCUGAGACGUCGAGAUGCCGUCUGGGAGGUGCACGCGGCUUCAUGACAGAGGGAGGGAUGAAGGGGCACACGGAUGAGAAAGAGGAUCCGAUGGUCAGGAAUGCUUGGAUUGCAACCCUAACAUGUACGAGCGCCAUGUUCGGAGGAGGCAUUGCGUUGGGAUACAACACGCUGCUUCCUGCAUGGGCGACGUUUCACGCGGGAGGAGUUGUUGCAUGCUCGUUGAAGAAGCAGCCUUUCGAGAUCGCCAUGCACGCUCUGAUUUUCUCUGGAGUGAUGCUGUACUGGACCGGUUAUUGGGGAGGUGAAACAUCACAGCAAAGGGCUAUUGGAAAGAAUGGGGAAGAGGAUGAUAGAUGAAGACGAAGCGAAUGUGAGAAGUGAUGAAAGAAGUCUCGGCAGUCUAAUCCUAGUAGUAAGGCGAAUCCUGAUCAUAUGGAAGUUCAGCCGAUUAUGAACAAACGUGUCACG